Molecule: messenger RNA, 6871 nt
Organism: Schistosoma haematobium
Lineage: Eukaryota; Metazoa; Platyhelminthes; Trematoda; Strigeidida; Schistosomatidae
Product: Zinc phosphodiesterase ELAC protein 1
Exons: 9
Coding region: 4460-5485 (341 amino acids)
Cellular component (GO): nucleus
Molecular function (GO): 3'-tRNA processing endoribonuclease activity
Source: RefSeq, a predicted model, not a curated record
GUUUUUGUUCAUCACAAUGAGAAUUCAAAGUCAACCUUGGGAGGAAGUCGAGGUAUGUUUAAAAAUGCUUGGAAGCAGAAAGGAAAGGUUCGCCUCUAUUUUUAAAAGAGUCAAAGGAAUGAUUGAAAAAGGGGCUCUAGAUUAUGAAGACCGCCCAUUGUGGUACGAUGUAUACAAAGCAUUUCCUCCACGUAUUGAUCCUUCGUAUGAUCGACCAUGUCCUACUACCACAGUGCAGAAUAUUGUCUAUCCAGAAGAUUGUGAAAGAGCAGCUUUUUUCAAAGGUCAUCACAGGCUCGAAACAUUAAACAUGUUCAAACUAGUGGACAAUCGUUCGACACUGUCUAAGCUCUUAAAAAAGUGUAGGAAUUUGAGAGAGCUUCACCCAGACUUAAAUUCGGAAGAAAUUCUGUCAUUGGCUGAAAAGGAGCUAAAACAAGAUGAGACGAUAAACAAGCAAAAAUUCGAUAGUACUGAAAGCUAGAUUAGUUGUAUUGAUUAAAUUGUAUCUAUCUUUAGAAUAAAGCAUACUUUAAAUUUUCAUUUUAUACUUCGAGUUUGCUUGGAACGUCAGAUAAACAUUUUUAUAAAAUUAAUAUUCGUAAAAUUAAGAUAUUUUAACAUUGUGGAAAUAUUAGGGAAUUACCCGGAAAUUUUUUGCUAGCCUGGUGAAUUCGACGUAUAAAUGACUUAUUCGUUUACCAGUCGUGUUGAGUUAAAAAAGGUCGAAGUUUCAUUGAUAUCUAAGGUUUAUUCUAAAUAUAUCCCUUUACAGUAGUACAUUCUAAAUUUAUGUGUACUAACUCAUUGUAAAAGCUAAGAUUCAAAGACUACUUAAAGGUAGUUAAGUCAUAUUAGUAUUGCUAGUUCUAGUAGACCAUCUUAGUAGUUCGAUGGAAAAGAAGAAAUUUAAAUGCUUACCUACACAUACUAUUUCAUACGUAUAAUUAGUUUAAUAUUUCAAUACAAAAGGUUCUUUCUGAGGACUUAUAUCAGUUAAUCUUGUUACACUAUCCAGAUAUAGGGGAAAAUGAUCCUGUAUAGUUGACUUUCAACUUUUACAGGCAAACAGUUGUUUAAUGAGCCUUAACUUUGUGCGCUAUCUCACAUUUUUCACACAGGAACAGUAAAUAAAAUAAGAGGACAAUUGUCAAGAAAGAUAGACCAUUUUCAGUGAACAAAUGUCCAAAAGCUACGUAAAGGUGAGAAGAACCACUUUCGGCGUUGUGGUAGAUUUUUAGCCAUUUCACAUACUAUCUUUAACCUCUGCUCCACACAGAGUAUGUACAUAACUACACCCGUUAUUCUCAAGAUACAUGAACAAUAUUGGACAUACACUAACUGAAAACCUGUAGCUACACAUUCUCCAUUCUCAAAAUGGUAUCUAACGUAGACUAUCAUGGGCUACUGUCCAUCAUACAUGUUGUUUGAUAAACCAUUGGGGAUUUUAUUUGUAACGUUAUUUGAUAAAUCCUCAGUACGAUCCUUUUAUUUAAUUGGGGACUUCUCAGAUGGCCAAUUUAUAAAGUCUAACCGUACCUACCUCCUCAACAGGGUCAAGUAGAUAAUCAUUUUCUAAUAUAUGUCUCGAUUACUCUAGUAUUAGAGGGUCAUCUUUCAUUUGGCGAAUAGGAAACAUGUCCCAGUUGUUCUCAAACUUUUGCUUAACGGACUUGAGUAAUUCCGCAUCUUGUCAUUAAUCGGCCAGUUAGGGUAUUUUUCCUGCUUGUUGUAUAUCGAGUAGUGAGCUAGUAAAAGGAUUACCUCAUUUUCUUGGCUCAUAAGUUUUAUUUCUGGGACCAGUGUUGACUUGUCAGUGUCAUGUAUCUCAAGGAGCACGAAAGCCCAUGUUUUAUUUUUUUUCAAUUUUCGAACUACAAUUUCGGUUGUUCCAACAACAUUCUUUGAAUGUUAGUACGAUGGUGUGAUAAAAGCAUUUAAAAGGUUCUUAAAGUCCUUGGAGUGGAUUAAAAACUAGGGCCGGUUUAUACUAAAAUCAAGGUGUUAUCUUAUACACCUACCCUAGCUUCACUAGUCUAAUAAUUCGAACCACAUUUUUGUUCAUGGAUAUUACCACUUGACUUUAUAAACUUCGAUUGCUCAUGGGGUAAAUUGGUUAUUGACCAAAUCUCUGUGCUUGACGUGCAUUAUAUAUCCAACUCCCACAUCAACAUUAUUAAUAUCCAAGUAUCUCAAAAACGUCCCACGAAUUUCGACAAAAUGUACGAGCAACUAAAAAAUCACCUAUUUGAAAAGCGGCCUACAUUUAGUCAUGAAAGGCAAGAAACCCAAUCUUUCACCCACUGGGUUAUUACAGAUUCGUAUGUAUUAUCGGCUUUCUGUUGCUUCAUACGUAUUGUGUACACUUCUUGGGUAAUCUACGACGUUAUCAACUCAACUUCGGCUCAGUUUGCGACUAAGGAGAACCAAUGUUUAAUACUAUCAAUCAUAAGCAAUGUAGAACGUGGCAUGUAUGUGCUUCGGUCCAAGUUGGCACAUAACAUAACUACAGUGUAACUAAAUUACUUAGAUGAAUGAUAAAGUAUUGGUUUCAAUAAUAUUAGAAAGAUUAUGUAUAGAACAUAUGAUUGGAGAAGUUAAUGGGGAGAAGGAUUUUGAAAUUAUGUAUCUACAGAAAGACAAACAGAGUUCAUUUACGUAAUUGUGACGGGUUUUGCACCACGUCAUUUAACGUCUCCAUCCGUCGCUCAAGGUAAUCACCUGGAGGUUCGGUGCUUUUUUUGAUAUUACGUUUUGAUUAUUAGGCCACACUUCUUGUAUUCCCUACUAAACCAUAUUCAUAUAAUUGGUUGUCGACGUUCCUAGUAGUGUUAUUCGCGCGAUAUGGUCAUUUUGGAUUUCCUGUUUAUUACUGAAUAAAAACGAUAAUAUCCUUUCGUUCCUAGGUUUAUAUAGAAGCUUAAUAUUUGUUAGGUCUUCACUUCUUGUCAACUUUAUGAUGCAUUGUAUGAAUCGCAACUUUGUUUCCCACAGAAAAUUCGGAAUUUAUAAAAUCUUUGAGAUUUUAUUGGAGUAGUUAUUGCUGUUUUGUGGCACUUGUUGUUAAAACAGUCAUUUAUAUCCUGGUAUUUCUUAAUAAAAGGGAUAACAAAGAGCUGAUUACAGAAGUAUUAUUGUGAUUUAUUUUACCACUUAUCCUGUGGCUGCAUUACACUUGAAAAAUAUGUGAGCACGUUUAAAAAGAUGUUUACAAUAUGUCAGUAUUUCGUCCUUUCGAAAAUUAUGUUUCAUAGUCAUAGACUGAAAUAGCAUGAACUGUUGCUUCUAAGGAGUAACCUACUAGUUGGUGCUUUUAGCAAGAUUUUUUUUACGGGAUGGGGUUGCCGACGCCAUGUUUAACCCUCCUCCAUUACCCGGGCUUGGGACCGGCAGUAGCUCUAGAAGAGCUACAAGCAGAGUUUUUAAGGGGUAAAAAUACACCUUAUCCGAGGUGUUGCGCAAUUUCCAAUAAUGUCAAAUAGAAAGUUUGUGUUCAUCACGAGGUUUCGUCAGUCACCAAUAUGACUGGGUUGUGGAAACUAAAAGUUGGGUUGUUUACCGCUCUCAAACACUUCACUAUUUCGUAAACUGGACAGUAAUGUAACUGCAAUAUGAUGAUCACAUUCAAAGCAUUCCUCAAAUAUAUGUUAGGAUGUUCAAGAGACUGCAUUUCGUCGAGUUUUUUGGUUAAAUAGGGGUAUAUCGUCUAAGUCGACAAAAGUCUUCAGGCGAAAACCAGGUGAAUACAAAGUCAUCUCUGGAAAUAUGCUUAUAGAGAAUGAAAAAGAUGAUAAUAACAAUAACAACUACUUGACGUUUCUAAUUCAGAUGGAAUUUGUACAUAACCUGUGGUCCGGUCAAUAGUAAAAGCGUCUGUGAUGUAAUGUACUUUCCAGACAUUUCCAUAAAACCUCUCAACUGGUAGGUCUGAGUGUAAUUUAUUAGUGAGAAAUUUCGUUUACGAUCGGGUGUUAAUAAAUUAUAUUCACCAUAACUUGAUAAAAUUUAAAUGUAUGGUCGUUGUAUUCACAACAGAUCUGGAAGCUUCCUGACUUCUCAGGAUUUGGAAUCACCGGCCUUGCAUUAAACGUAAGGUUAUUACAGAACCAAAGGACUAUGUUUUACACGACAAUCACAAAAACCAACUUGAUACUCGUUCAUCAAAACCUCAAUUAAUAUCGACUAAUUUUAGAAGUAUUUGAUUUAUUUUAGCUGCCAACAUUUUUUUAUAGUAAAUUGUGUGAAAUCGCUUUUUCAGGAGUUGAUUUUCUUAGGCACUGCAUCUGGAUAUCCGUCACCCCAUAGGGGAGCUUCUGGUGUAGUAUUACGUGACUUAUGUUCUGGUUCACAAUGGUUAUUUGACUGUGGUGAAGGUGUGCAGAUACAAGCGCAAAAGUCGUCUUUCGUUCACUUUGGAAAAAUCAAUUCUAUUUUUAUUUCACAUCUUCAUGGGGAUCAUAUGUUUGGUCUUCCUGGACUUUUAUGUACAAUAGAUCAGAAAGGUGAAGCUAAUAGUGUCGUAUUAGAAGAUGUAGACCGACAAAACGAUGGCGCCUCCAUAAACAUUUAUGGGCCAAAGGGACUUCGCAGAUUCCUUCGACUUGCUCUUGCAUUAUCAAGAGCUAAUUUAAGCUACACUUAUGCUGUUCAUGAGUUGAUACUAGAAGAAAAACAUUGUCCUCCAAAUUGGCAAGACUGGGCAUGUUUAGAGGCUGAUAUAACUCGAGAUCCCCCAUUAUUUUGUGAACGUUCUGGUAGAGACAUUUUUGCGAACAGUGAUGGAUUCUGGUAUAAUGUUACAAAUAAUGAAGAGAACUGUGAAAUGGUGCAUGCAGUGUCUAUAAAACAUACGAUUCCUUCCGUAGGUUGGCUGAUAAUAAAGCCGGAUCAUGCACCUUCCUUGUGUGCUGAGACAGCUAUAAAAUUAGGCGUUCCCAAAGGACGAUUAAUGGGUGAACUGAAACGAGGUAAGACAGUUGUCAUUGAUGGUAAAACAGUUCGACCUGAAGAUGUGUUGAAACCGCGUUUAAGAGGUCAUCGUAUCGCAAUUAUGGGGGAUACGUAUGAUUCUUCUGAACUUUUACGUCUUAUGCAGGUUUUGCAUACUGCAAAUCAAAUUACUUCUAUAACUUUGGAUACCCUUGUACAUGAAGCUACUUUAGACGACAGUUUAUAUGAGGAUGCAUUGAGCAAAGGUCAUUCUGUACCAAGAGUUGUAAUGAAAUUAGCCUGUCAACUCAAUGUUCGUCAGUUAGUUUUAACACAUUUCAGUCAUAGAUAUGAUCGAAUAGAUUCUCCCGAUGAAAACACUAUAAAAAGUGAAAUUGGUGAACAGGUGAAUCAUUCAAAGAAAUCUAAAAAUGAUAAGAAAAACAAACCUAGUUUACAAAUUAUCUUAGAUCAAGCCAAAUCUACAGAUUUCAGUGGAGAUAUCAUUUUGGCUGAUGAUCAACUUUUAGUGAAAAUCCCCCCUGUAACACAAUAACAAUAUUAGUCACUACAGAUCUAGCUUUAAGAUGGAACAAGAAAUCUCAUGAACCCCUGAUAAAAACCUUUCGCAUGUUCGAAUGGGGAGGUAUUAGAAAGUGUGCAACCGAAGAGCAUUAGUUCAAGCUGUAACACUUCAAAAUGCAUAUUAUUGAAUCAUAAUGGUAAGUAGGUGGACAUUGUACAAUAUUUUCAUAUGACUAGUUUUAUUUGCAUAGAUUACAAUUCAAUUAGUAAUUGUCUAGAUUUAUCGCUUAUGUCUAAGAUUUGACGAUUUUUUCCUAACCCAAAGCAACUUUAAUUACGGUGUCUACCUGUCACUAGUGUGACUACUUCAAUACCUAUAUUUCAAUCUAGUGUUAACUCCGAAUCAAAUUUACUGUAACACAACAGUUCGAAAUGUACAACAGAAUCCCGAUGUACCAUUGACUGUGCGACAAAACCUACUAUAUUUGUAUAUCAGUGAUGAUACCAAUAAGCGUCAAUUUUACAAGCAAAUUCUCAGGUGAAACAAAUAAAUUCAUUUUGUGAAGCUCGAUCUUAUCAAGUGUUAUCGUUUCAAUUACUUCAUGUAAAGGAUGCCAAAACCAUAGAAUACGCUUCCCACCGAACGACUAAAAUGCCAACGUACAUUGAAAAAUAUCGUGUCUAAAAAUAGUGCACUUUAUUUUUGAGCUAAAGAUUUAUUUAACUUGUGGUAAAGUUCCCCAAAUGAUGAACAAUUUGCCUCGCCCACCACAAUCUAAAAAUACCAUUAUCGAAAUCAGAUAAAUGUUCUUUGAGUACCAUUAUUACAAUGUGCCAAAUAAUUUCUCGAGUACUUUAAGCUAUCAAUAUUUACGCUAUGAAAAACCAAGAAGCCUCACUUUUCCUCACACUGCCAACGUCACAAAAACCUUCUUGCUCCUGAACUUUCUCCUUUUAUCUGUCAUUAUACCGUAUUAGUAACAAUAUCACCCACAAUUUUUAAUAAAACUUCCGUAAACAGUAUUAAGGAAUCAGAUCUACGGACUAUUAAUACCGAUCUACUGAAGCAACGCUUCAGACUAUACAUUGAAGAUUACAACGUCCGAAAACAUUAUUAAACCAAAUACAGCACAAGUUUUCAACCGAGAAUUUGCUAUCUUGAGAGAUGAGUAUAUAAGCGAAACAGACCGAUUGACGGAACUGUCUCUAUUUUGUUACAUGGAUAUGUUUUCUAUAAGACAAAGAAAAAAGUUUAGGCGUAGCUAUUCACUGCAAUCACUUUAAAUCUACUUGAUUAUAGAAAUAGGUAUGUUAAAUAAACAUAGCUUCAAAUAUAGCCAGAAAGUUUUGGAGUUGAAGCCUGUCUACAUUAUGUUUGAAUGGUCAGCGCAUUUACUCGUUGCACCCCUAAAAGAAC